AUGACAAGAAAGAAAGUAAAUUUUGCAUACAUAUCAAAUGAUAGUGCGAGGAAGGCCACUUUCAAGAAAAGGAAGAAAGGGCUGUUGAAGAAGAUGAGUGAGCUGAGUACCCUUUGUGCAAUCCAAACAUGUGCAAUUAUUUAUAGUCCCUACGAUCCAGAACCUGAGGUUUGGCCUUCCCCCUUGGGGGCGCAAAGUGUGGUUGCAAGGUUUAAGAACAUGCCUGAGGCGGAACAGAGCCGAAAAAUGAUGAACCAAGGAAGUUUCUUGAGGCAAAGGAUAACCAAAUUCGAGGAGCAAGUGAAGAAGCAGCAAAGAGAGAAUCGAGAGAGGGAGAUGACCCAAGUCAUGUACAAGAGCUUGGUUGGUAAUCAAGGGCUGCAGAAUCUGGGUGUUGUGGACUUGAACGACUUGGGAUGGGUAAUAGAGAAAACUAUAGAUGCGAUUGACGAGAGAAUCAAGUCGCUUCGAGAACAGAUAAUGCCUCCUCCCCAAGUCGUGACUGCAGGGACGAGCAGUGGCCAUGACGUUUAUCCUACUAAUCAGGAGAACUAUGGUGACGCCACAAAGAACAUAGCUGAUAUGGCUAUGGAUGUUUAUACGCCCAAUCAGCAGUUCAUGUCAAUGGUUCCGGACGUGGGUUAUGGAUUGAGGAACGAAGAUAUGGCAAUAUCUCAGAAUCCUCAAUGGUUAGUGGAGUUGCUAAGAACGAAUGAGAACGUGGGUUUUGGCAAGAACGAAGAUCACAAGCUGCCUUUCUCAUACAAUAGUAAUAACAGUACUUUGUGGUCUACUUUUGAACAUUUCCCCUAA
Messenger RNA from Juglans microcarpa x Juglans regia, 813 nucleotides. RefSeq names its product agamous-like MADS-box protein AGL80. The record is from RefSeq and is a predicted model, not a curated record. Gene Ontology annotation, molecular function: DNA-binding transcription factor activity, RNA polymerase II-specific; protein dimerization activity; RNA polymerase II cis-regulatory region sequence-specific DNA binding. Gene Ontology annotation, biological process: positive regulation of transcription by RNA polymerase II. Lineage: Eukaryota; Viridiplantae; Streptophyta; Magnoliopsida; Fagales; Juglandaceae. Bases 1 to 813 code for a protein of 270 amino acids. The transcript has a single exon.